Haliotis rubra (blacklip abalone) is the source of this 2070-nucleotide messenger RNA. Its product is annotated as ribitol-5-phosphate xylosyltransferase 1-like. Gene Ontology annotation, molecular function: ribitol beta-1,4-xylosyltransferase activity. Gene Ontology annotation, cellular component: Golgi apparatus. Gene Ontology annotation, biological process: protein O-linked glycosylation via mannose. The record is from RefSeq and is a predicted model, not a curated record. NCBI's taxonomy places the organism in Eukaryota, Metazoa, Mollusca, Gastropoda, Lepetellida, Haliotidae.
GAUCUCGCAUCUGGUCAUGUGACUUUCACGUUGUGUGUGUUUUGAUGUGUAGGAGGAUUGCUUCCGCCGAGUGCGACAUGAUCGGUCGAUAGUUCGUGAGAUUGGCAGAAGAAGGAAGCUUCAUACACGAACUAUGCCUGCCUGAGAGGUAUAUCAUAAGUCAAGGCGCGAAAUCAGGAAUGUUUGAAAGUCAGGGGUCUACCUGGAUUCUGUGAAAGUGUUCGUGUGUACAAUAUGGCGUCAUGAGAUUUACGUUCAGAAAGAUAGCGUAUGCCGUUUUGGGGCUGUAUUUUUUGGUAACGUGUUACACCGGAUUUGUCCUAUUUCGACGGAGACUAUAUACAGCUUAUACAAAUAACAAGGAGCGGAUUAUUCUCGAAAAGAUCCAGAGUUUGAGAGAUAUUUCUGAUGAUGAAAAUUGGAAUCCAUGGGGUGAAGAGUUUGAAAUUGAAAACAAUUUUAUUCAGCACCAUGAACCCCCUAAAAUUUUGUGGGAGAUGGAACAUUCUCUUGGCCGGAGUCCUUUAGACAGCAAAGACAACAGUACAGAAGAGUUCAUUGUUGAAGUAUGGGGUAAAGCAGCAAUUGGCAUCUACCUGUGGGAGCACAUCCUGGGAGGACUCAUUGAGAAGAAGAUGGGAGGCGUAUGGAGCUAUGGAGUCAAAAAGAUUCACAGCAUCAAGUUCAGGCUGAGGACAGGCCCUGGUGUGAUUCCUAGCAAGGUGCCUCGGAACACAGAGAAUCUGCUGCUGAUUCUAAAUGGACGCGAACCCUCCAAGACAGACUUCGCUAAACUCUGGCUAGACUUCCUGCCAGCCUUACCCUAUCUGAAAAACGUGGCUGUCGUAAUACUGGGAAACGAGCAGUGUAAUAACGAUUGGCUCAAGUCCUACAUGCAGAUUAGAGGAGGACCAAUCAAAUUUGCAUUCCUCGUGUACGACAGCCCUGACAUCGACAACGUCAACUUCUACCAGUGGCCGCUUGGGGUUGCAACGUAUCGAGACUUCCCCAAAGUGGACACCGCCCACCUACCUCUGACGAUGCACAGGAAAUACUUGUGCAACUUUAUGGGGACAAUAUACAGAAACUCAAGCCGGGAAAUCCUGAUGAAUGUCCUUGAGAAAAAUAACUUACUGUCAUCGUGCUAUGUGAAGCCCAGGAAGGAAUGGAUGCCCCAAGAGACUGACACAAGUCGGGAGGAAUACAUGCGAGCCCUGGCCCAGAGCGAUCUCACCCUCAACCCAGUCGGGGUCAACACGGAAUGUUACCGCAUUUACGAGGCGUUAUCCUACGGUUCACUUCCUGUUGUGGAGGAUGUGAUGACCCCAGGGAAUUGUGGGUCGUCCAGUGCUUCCCUCGUUGCUCCUCUGCGCUUGCUCAAAGAGUAUAACGCACCCAUUGUAUAUAUGAAAGACUGGAAUCAGAUAGUAGACAUUUUAGACCAAGAGGCUAAAAUGCCUCAUGAAGAUAAAGUUAAAAGACGACAAAAGCUGAUUCAGUGGUACGAAAAUUUCAAAUCUCUUAUGAGAGAACGACUUGUACGAAUAUUAGAAGAAAGAUUUUUCAAUAUCAAACGGUAACAAUUACAGUGCCAUAAGACCUAGAAUUUUAUCAAAUUGUAGAUAGAGUGUUGAACAGCAAUACCAAAGUCUUUCAGUAUUCAUCCCUCGAUGACAGAGUUUUAUUUCAGAUGUGGUUUCAAAAUUUAAAUAUUCAUCAAAUUGAGUUAAAGGUUGGCGAGUCUGUUUGUAUCAAUAACAGAAAUGCUAUCUGACCCAGGAACACCUUGCAGGUUGAAACAGGAUGGAAGUAAAUUAAUGUUGGACAAAUUUCAAAACAUCAAGAAUGUUUUGCUGAGGGACUGGUCAUUUGUUAAAGGGUAGGUGGUGUAUGAGGAAUUGAAUGGGUCCUAAAAGAUCCUGAUUGCCUGGCUGUUGGUCAUUGUAUCCAGACUGCAUAGAUCAAUGCACAUGUCAGUCACUGGAUUAUCUGGUUCAGACUCGAUUCAUUACAGACUGCUGUCAUAUCUUCAAUAUUGCUUAGUGUAGGUGAGGUGAAAUGGGGUUUAAC